ACUAGCAUCAUCUUAUCAAAAUGUCGCUAACUGGACAGGAAAAUUAUGUUACAACUUUAUCUACAGCAUGUAACAAGUUUACACUUCCAUUAUACAAGAAUUUAUCAACCAACACUGACAGCAACGUUAUAAUUUCUCCUUUAAGUUUGCAUAUGAUUUUAUUUUUACUUUCUAAUGGUGCUGCAGGAUCUACAUUGAACGAACUAAAAUCUGUUCUUCAUUAUGACGAUGUAGUUUCUACGAAUGAUGAAUUUAAGGCUCUGAUUCUCUUGUUGAAAGACAUUGAAAACAUUGAAUUGCAUAUAGCGAAUAAAAUAUAUGUUCAAGAUGGAUUUGACUUAAUGGCUGAAUUUUUAGCGAUAUGCACAAAUAUAUUUCAAUCUACAAUUUCAAGAUUGAACUUCAAAAAUAAUGAGCUUGCUGUAGAAACUAUUAAUUCAUGGGUUCAAAAAGCAACAAAUAAUAAAAUACUUGAUAUAAUUUCUUCUGAUCAUAUUUAUGAAGAUACAAAAAUUAUGUUAAUAAAUGCUAUUUACUUUAAGAGUAAAUGGCUACAUAAGUUUGAUGAAAUGCAUACAGCAAACCGUAAAUUUCAUAUUUCCAAAACAGAAACAAAUCUUGUUCCAACAAUGUUUAUAACAUCAAAGUAUGCUUAUGGUACAAUACCAAUUUGGAAGACGAGAUUUAUUGAAAUUCCAUACUUGAAUCAAGACAUUGUAAUGAUAAUAUUAUUGCCAGAUAGAGAGAUGGAGUUGCAGGUUUUAGAAAAUAAUUUUAAUUGGAAAACAUUGGCAGAUAAACCUAGGUUUAUCGACGAGAUUGCACUAUAUCUACCUAAAUUUAAGUUUGAAAUUACCAUAGAUUUGAAAGACACUUUGAAAAAGAUUGGCUUAAAUACGAUCUUUGAAGAUAAUGCGAAUUUUACUCAGCUCUCAAACAUUCCUUUGAAAGUAAGUCAUGCAUUACAAAAAAUUUUCAUAGAAAUUAAUGAAGAAGGUUCGGAAGCUGCUGCUGCAACAGUUGUGGGAAUGAGACUGAGAAGGAUGGCAACUUUACCAAUAGAGUUUACAGUUGAUCGUCCGUUUAUGUUUGCAAUUGAACAUAAACCAAGCAGAAUGCCACUAUUUCUUGGAAGUGUGAAGAAAAUAGAGGAUUUCCUCACAAAAAGAGAUGAAUUAUAAAUAGUGCUUCUGACAGAGGUGGUCGGUCGAGGAUGACGGUUGUUGCCAAAUAAACGAUUAAAAAUGGAACCAUCACCUAU
Cyphomyrmex costatus is the source of this 1261-nucleotide messenger RNA. Its product is annotated as antichymotrypsin-2. NCBI's taxonomy places the organism in Eukaryota, Metazoa, Arthropoda, Insecta, Hymenoptera, Formicidae. Gene Ontology annotation, molecular function: serine-type endopeptidase inhibitor activity. The transcript is spliced from 8 exons. Bases 21 to 1181 code for a protein of 386 amino acids. The record is from RefSeq and is a predicted model, not a curated record.